This is a messenger RNA of Cladocopium goreaui, 2595 nucleotides long. NCBI's taxonomy places the organism in Eukaryota, Dinophyceae, Suessiales, Symbiodiniaceae. The record is from the annotation of a GenBank genome assembly.
AUGGAUGACUGGCGACAGAGAUAUGCUUUCUUUGGCGCUGGUUCGUGCGCUCAAAACGCAUGGGACGAGUUCCAGAAGCAGGUCUUGCGCAUCAAGGAGACGCAGCGCUCCAAAGAAGAAGAAGUGGAGGGGGGCUGGUACACCGAGGAGCGCAUGCAGAAGGAGCUCUCAUACUCAGCGUCUUUGAUCUCGAAAAUCAAAGCUUACUGUUUGCGCUUCAAAAGCGUCUUGGUGAGGAACUGGAAGUAUGACAGCAACAUCCAAGAGUUCUUCGUUGAAACGGCUGACACUGUCAAGGUUCGACGUUCCGAGCUGGAGCGCUGGCAAGAAGCUGAGGAAAUCGGUGAGAAGGACCUCCCUGCUUCGAAGCCAGAACAAAUGGCUUUGAUGGACACGCGUGGAGUUCAAGAGGGUGAACCUGGGAAAGUAGGGGCUCUGCAAUGUGGAACGCUUGAUGAAAUGAAGGAACAAAUGAAGCAGUUUACAGAGUCCGUGCAUCAGAAGGCGAGCUCGGUGGUCAGUUGGGUCAGCCAACUUGAAGGUGGCUCUGCGGAUAAUUCCAGGUUGCAAAAGUUUCUGGCCGACAUGCGUGGAUUAAUUGACUCUUUUGAUGGGGCUUUCUUGAAGCUUGCUGAAUCACAGCAUGCGCUGGAUGCUGGCACCAUGCCUCUGGAUGAGUUGCAGAAGAAGUUCACAGAUGCGAAGGAGUCUGCUCGCAAUCCGUGCAUCAAGAUCAUGGCUGCCGAGCACACGUUCAAAUUGCUCUUGGCCGAGACGAAGAAAGGCAAUGGCAAUGGCAGCAAGCGUCCUCGUUCUGAUGAUCAGGUUGCCCCUCAGGUUGCGGAGACCAAGCUGCCGAAGUCCAGGUCCUCCUCGGUCGCUGUCUGUUCCCUGUUUAGCUUUGCCUACGAUGGUCCUCACAGUGGGGAAGUGGAUGCACGAAGGACGAAGACUGGCAAGCUGGCAUGUGGAGCACAGGGCACCUUCGAAUCCGCAGAUGAUUGGUUGAAGCUGAUGGAGUUCGCCUGUGCAUCCGACAGUCAGUUUGUGGCCGAGGUCCUUCGAUGGCUUGAUCCGGACUUUGAGAUGGAGGAGCGUGCUGCGGAUGGAACCCACGACGAUGAGUGGCACAUUGCUCCUGCAAUCCAACUUGCAGAACGUGCAAAAGCAGUUCUGGAGGACGACAAGAGGCUUGGGAUCAACCGAGAUGACAAGGCACGGGAAUGCUUCAAAGCCUUGGAUGAGGCAGCUUUGAGAUUGCCGGUGCCUAUGAGCUAUGGUAAAGUUGGUGGUGAUCAACGUUACCCAUGGCUCAAGCCAAGUGAUAUGAUUCGAGCUCUACAUCGCUGGAAUCAGUUGGGAUACAUCCUGCCAGAGUCUACCUUGGAGGCUUCGAAGCAGCACCUGGCCAUUUAUUGGGACCGAUUUCGGAAACUUUACCCGGACCACGAGAUCUUCGACAUCCUCACCAACGACCAGCUCCAGCUGACUCUGCCGGUGAAAAUUCAUGGAGAUGAAGGCAAAAAGAAGUCACCAAUUAUGCUGAUCAACUGGCAGCCAGUACUUGGCCGAGGGACAAGCAAGACUGCUAGCCUCCCUGAGAAAGAGCAGGAAUUGUGUCGCUUUCUGUCGUUUGCAGCGCUGAAAGAGACUUACUUCGAUUGUCCGGAAGCUUUGGACGAUGGGAUGCGGCUUGUAGCUUCUGAUCUAGACAAUUUGAUGAGACAUGGACUAGAACUUCGGUUUGGAGAAGCCUUGGAGACCUUCCGUCUUGGAGUGACAGGGGUCAAGGGCGACUGGCCAUGGCUCAUUGAGGCUGGACACCUUUGCAGACACUUCAGAAGAGCCCCGAAGAUGGGAGAAUCGACGAUGGAGGCUGGUGGAGUGUGCCAUCUAUGUCUUGGAGGAGUGCGCGAUUUUCCUUUCGAAGAUUUUGGAUCAUCUCCCAGCUUUGAAGCGACCAUGUACAGCGCAGCGGCACAAGCUCCUUGGGACUCUAUCUCUCCUUUCGUGGAGAUGCUGCCAAGUCAGACAGGCAUGCCUGGUUGGCUAUUUCGCCCGGACAUCUUCCACAACUGGCAUUUAGGUGCUGGAAAGUACUUUAUAGCGAGCUCAUUGGAAUGGAUGGAAAGCUUCCUGACCGAUGAUGUGGUUAACCAUUUGGCCGACCUUGACGCCAGAGUUCCCUUGAUUGCAGUGGUCACCCGGAACACCAAUGAGCUUUUCAGGUUGCUUUACAGCAAUGGAGCCUGGCUACAUUGCACCAUUGCGGCAGAAGUUGCUCGCAGGGGUUUGCUGUCUGUGCGUGCCAACAAGAGAUUGGCUCAGGUUUCUGUCCAGCUUUGUGAGCCUAGGUACCCAAUACAUCCUAAGCUGCAUAUGCUUUUCCAUGGCUACCGCUUUUUAGAACAGUGGAGCCUGGAUCAUGAGUGGUGUGAAUCACCAUUGGUCGACGGGUGUCAGGUCGACGAGUCUUUUGUUGGAGUGAUAAGUAGGUAUUCUAGACGAGUAUCUCCAAAGAUUACUGUCCAAAGGACAUAUGAUCUCUACUUGACCUCUAUGAGGCAUCAUGUACAGGGGGAUGAUCAAAAUUAG